ACUCACAUAAGAUGUGCCAUGCCACAAUUUGCCUUUGCCAUUGCCAUUGUUUUAAUGUUUUCUCUUUCUUCUUAUUAUCAUGUGCCUCUGUUUUGUUUGCUUAGACCACCCUCUUCCUUCCUGCCUUUCUUGAACCAGUCUUAGUCCACGCCUGCCUUUCUGGGUUUCUCCUUGUGAUUUCUCUGCUCUUUUAUCAGAACCAACCUUUGCCUUUUUUUUUCAUUUUCUGAUUCGUUUCACAAAAAGAACAUAACUUCGAUUAGCCCAUUUGGGUGGAGAUUCAAAAGAUGUUUGGAUUGGUACAUGGUGUGGUGGUGCUGGUGUGCAUACCAAUUGUUGCAGUCAUUGUUGGUCUCGUUUUAUGGCGAUGGAAUUGUUACAGGAAAAAUAGACAAAGUGUUGGUGGCAGAACGGAAAAUACUAGACCUGAGGGCUUGCAAGCUGGGAUUGCAAAGCUUCAUCAUCAUCAGCCAGCUGUUUUAGAAAGCAAGAGACCAACAGGAACCAAUUACUAUCGACGUGGGGAUUCAGGGAAGCCUCUGUUUAGUUGGGCUAAUCAUCCAACGUCCAUCACUGAUGCUGUCGAAAAUGGAUGGUCUCGAUUCGCUUUCACAAGUUUCAUGUCAUCCCCUUCAACAAAAUCAAGGCUUUUGGGUUUGUGCGCGGUUGGUGAUCAGAGAAUAAGGGAGACAGAGCCGGAGAUAAGCUGGGAAGUGUGUCAAGGUUCAGCUGAUUUCAUGCAGAAGAUUAGGCUAAAUUCUGGGUUGAAAAAGGUGUUGAAUUUAGGCAGUUCUAAUUCUACGGCUGCUGCCUCUGUGAUCAGGACAGCUCUGCCUUUGCCAGGCCCUGCCUUGGGGAACAACUCUUUCCCUCAAGAAACUUAUUUUGAGAUCACAAUUUUGUAUUCUCGUGGGGAUGAAUUGAGCGAGUCAAAUGGGAAGGUGAAGGAAGGUGAGAAGACUAAACUCAUUCAAGAGACUAAAGAAGAAAACCCAGGUUCAGAUUCUUUGGUUCAUGUCACUAGCAGUCAAAGAAUCAGCAGAAUUGAGGAAUUAAAGCUGAGUGUUAAAGAGGAUCAUCAUAAUCAUGGCAAAGGUGAGGCCAUUUUGUUGUCAGUUGGGCUCACUGUAGGAGGCUCUCUUCCUCUCAAACUUCCAGGCAGCUACCCCGGAAGCAUCGGAUUCGGCUCCAAUGGUUCAGUCCAUCUUGAUGGGAUUAAACUUGUCUUUGAAUCAGAAAAAGCAACAUGGGGAAGAACAGACAAAGUCAUUGGGUGUGGGUUUGAUCCUAGACAAAAGAAAGUAUACUUCACUGUAGAAUCAGAGCUGGUCCAUGUGAUCCAUUGCAAGUCAGAGGAAUUUAGCACUCCCCUCUAUCCAACUCUUGCAGCAAACACUGACAUGACAGUCUUGGUCAAUUUGGGACAAAGUGUCUUCAAGUAUGCACCAGCCAAUGCCCAAAGGACACCCAAUCCUUGCUUUGUUGGCCCUCUCGUUAGAUCCUCAGCUGCUGCUUUUUAUGAAGACAGCAUGGAGCUCUUCUCAAUGGAAAGAAUUGACUCUCAGUGGCUCAACAGAUGUACAACCAAAGGCAGCCAAAACCCAAGUGCUGCAAACCAUGAACUGGAGUUUGAUGAGGAAUCUGAGGCUGAUUUAUUUGAGAUUGUCUUGGAGAGUUGUGGUAGAUCCCCACACGUAGUAUCAUAGAAACAAAGACAUAUACAUACCAAUAUCACUAACCAGUGCCAGAAGUAUCAGCAAGGAUAGAUUUUUUUCCUCUGAUUUUGGCAAUCGGCUAUAUGCAAUGCUUGUGGGAGUGAGGUGGAUUUGCUGUCCUGUCUGUGAUUUACAUCUGUAGAUUCUGCGUUAGCUUGCUCGUCAUGAAAAUAUAUAGAUAGAAAUAGGUUCAUACACCGAAAUUCUUAUUAUUUUUUUCUCUCCUUCUGAUUUUGUUGGUCUGUAUCUUUUUGCUUUCUGCAGGAGAACAUUUUAUCUUCUUCCCCUUUGUAUAUAAUAUAUUCCAAAACUCAAAUCUUUUAUUCAAGUUGUAACUGAGCUUUGAUACGCCUUGGAUUGUAUUACAGAAGCCACAUGAUAUUCAUUGGCAA
Prunus dulcis (almond) is the source of this 2107-nucleotide messenger RNA. RefSeq lists its product as uncharacterized. Gene Ontology annotation, biological process: cell-cell adhesion. The coding region runs from base 288 to 1706 and encodes 472 amino acids. The record is from RefSeq and is a predicted model, not a curated record. NCBI's taxonomy places the organism in Eukaryota, Viridiplantae, Streptophyta, Magnoliopsida, Rosales, Rosaceae. The transcript has 2 exons. Gene Ontology annotation, molecular function: protein binding.